This is a messenger RNA of Pseudozyma flocculosa PF-1, 2025 nucleotides long. RefSeq lists its product as uncharacterized. Bases 1 to 2025 code for a protein of 674 amino acids. Gene Ontology annotation, molecular function: mRNA binding. Gene Ontology annotation, cellular component: nucleus; RNA N6-methyladenosine methyltransferase complex. The transcript has a single exon. The record is from RefSeq and is a predicted model, not a curated record. NCBI's taxonomy places the organism in Eukaryota, Fungi, Basidiomycota, Ustilaginomycetes, Ustilaginales, Ustilaginaceae.
AUGCUCCAGUCAUCUCCCUCGACUGCUCCUCACUCGCAACUCGUUCAAAAGUAUCGAUCUCAGCGCCGAGAGGCUGCCGAGCGACACCCACAGCUGGACCUCGGGUCGCGGCCGCCAUCGCCGUCGCCGACGCACGCGGGCCGAUCCAACGGCUCAACGGGGCUGAGCAAGCGAGUUCGGCAUCACCCGCGCUGGGCCUCACUGCACCUCGAUCCGCAGCCAUCGUCGUCCGAGUCGCUGGGGCCGUCUGCCAACCCGACGACGACCGACGACGGCCGACGCGCGUUUGGGCCCAACUUCAUCCCCGAGGAGCAGACGCUGCGCAACGACUACGCGCAGCGCUUUGUCGACACGGGCGCGGGCGAGCUGCCGGGCAACGCGGUGCGCAACCCGCACGAUGCGAGCCGCUUUGACGAGUACCCCAAGCUCAAGCGCCUCGUCCAGAUAAAGGACUCGCUCGUCACGCUCGCCGCCCACCCACCGACCUACCUCUGCGCAGACCUGCGCCAGUCGCUCGCUCCCUACACUGGCACAGGCGCUCGACGAGGACGCCAGCAGCAGGGCGGUCAUCCUGUCACAACCUCCGCCCCUGCCAGCGGGUCCGCCACGCCACAAGGCGCACCGGCCCAUGUGAUGCCGCCAUCGGGCCAGCAGCCAGGACCCUCGCCGAACCCUGCUGCGCCGCGCGACUUCCACCUGGGCACCUUGAUGCCGGUCAAGUACGAUGUCGUGCUCAUCGACCCGCCUCUGGCGUCGUACGAGUGGGAGGGCGUACCCUCGCCCAGCGGCGGCGUCGCAACGUGGACCUGGGACGAGAUCGCGGCGCUGCCCGUGCCCCAGGUAGCGGCCAAGGAGAGCUUCGUCUUCCUCUGGGUCGGCUCGGGCGCCGGCGACGGCCUCGAGAGGGGCAGGGAGGUGCUGUCGCGCUGGGGCUACCGGCGGUGCGAGGACAUCGUGUGGGUGCGGACCAACGCGCACCAACGCGGCAGGGAUGACGACGGCGGCGACGACGACGACAGCAGCGGCCCGCAGCAACCAUCGACGAGCUCUGCGCUGACGCGGUGCGUGCAGCACUGCCUGAUGGGCAUCCGGGGCACGGUGCGCCGGUCGACGGACACGCGGUUCGUGCACUGCAACGUCGACACCGACGUGAUCCUGUGGCCCGGCGAGGCGGCGGGCGAGGAGCUGGACAUGACGAGCAAGCCGCCAGAGAUGUACAGGCUGAUCGAGAACUUCUGCCUGGGGACGCGGCGGCUGGAGCUGUUCGGGCGCAAUCGCAACCUGCGGCGCGGCUGGCUGACGGUGGGGCUCGAGGUGGGUCCGGGCCAGCCUGGAUGGCCAGCCGACGGCCGCCUGCCGCUGCCGGCAGCCACCCUGUCGUUCCUCGAAGAGCAGCGGAGUCAGCGCCGGCUGCCCGAGGAUGGACCUGCGGCCGAGGAGGAGCGGGCGCACCUCGAUCGGCUGGCGGUGCCCGUCGAGUACGACAAGCUGAGCUACGACGUCAACUUUGGCGUGGAUCGGCCGGGAUGCGAGCUGCGCGACCGGAUCAACCUGGUGCCCUUCUCGGACGAGGGCGAGGCGCUGCGGCCCAAGAGCCCGCCGCCACGAGGCACGGGGGGCGCAGGGAACAGCGGAGGGCCGCCUCGAGGCGGAACGGCGAUGCCGGGCAUGGCAGGCGGCUACCUGGCCCACAGCGGCGGGCUGCUGAGCAUGCCGAGCGGACUGAGCGCCAGCCCUGCGCUACGGCUGCCUGGCUACCAGCACGAUGCGUUUGUCGGCGGCGGCGGCGCAGCGGAUCCAAGCAUGGGCAUGAUGGUGGCGGGCGCCGGUGGCGUCUACGGCCGGCCGAUGGGGACGGGCGGCGGAGCUGGGCUGUCUGGACUGGGAGCGGGUGGACCGCGGACGGUGAGCGUACCGAGCGGCAGCGACACGCUGAGCGGGCCGCAGGCGAGCGUGCUCAAGGCCAAGGCGGCGGCGGCGGCGGCGGCCCAGGCGCAUGCCAAGGGCCCCAAUGGCUCGAGAUAG